GAGUUCUUUUCUACGUUUGUUUUCUCAUUUUCCUCAUAAGUAUAGUAUUUAUGUAAAGAUGAUAUGGCGCGCCGUGAAACUGCUGAUAUGUACUAUGAUAAAGAAAAAGUAUCUAAAUGCUUGGAAGAUGAAUGGCAAAAUAUAUUGUUGUUAAUUGAAGGAUCUCUAAAAUCUUAUUCUGCUGGUAAAGUUUCGCAACCUGUCCGUGCUGCUGUGCAAAUAAAAGAACAUGAUGGGCUAUUAUUAGCAAUGCCAGCUUAUGAUUCUGAAUUGGAUUCUUUAGCUACAAAAGUAGUAACGGUUUUCCCGGAGAAUAAGAAGAAAGGAUUGAGUUCUGUGCAGUCGGUUGUGUUAUUAUAUAAUGCUGCUGAUGGGAAACUGAAAGCUGUAU
Messenger RNA from Stegodyphus dumicola, 391 nucleotides. RefSeq names its product ketimine reductase mu-crystallin. Gene Ontology annotation, molecular function: hormone binding. Lineage: Eukaryota; Metazoa; Arthropoda; Arachnida; Araneae; Eresidae. Gene Ontology annotation, cellular component: cytoplasm. The record is from RefSeq and is a predicted model, not a curated record.